AAAAACCAAAGAGAGAGAUAGGAAUAUACGAUACGACGCCGUUCGAACACGACAAUGAGUACCAUGUUAGAUCUCAGCCUUGGAAUCUUCUCUAACCAUCAAGAAGAUCAAGAUCGUAAAGUACCAUUAACCUCAAGUGCCGGUGAAGAAGAAUCUAACCUCUCUUUCUCAUCAUCAUCCUCCACAGAUUCUGCCACCGACAAACGUUUCAUCACCUUUGGUAUACUCAAACGCGACAAUGAUGUUGUUCCUCCUCCUCCUCAUAAAGAAACCGGUGAUCUUUUCCCUGUGAAAGAUGUUUGUUGUCGGAAUAUUGAAUUCUCCGGGGACGACAGUCAUUGGUUGAAUCUGUCGUCGACACAGAGGAAUAAUCAGCAAAUGGUGAAGAAGGGCAGAAGAGGACCAAGGUCACGAAGUUCCCAGUAUCGUGGCGUCACUUUUUACCGUCGCACCGGUCGUUGGGAAUCUCAUAUUUGGGAUUGCGGAAAGCAAGUUUAUUUGGGCGGGUUUGAUACUGCCUACGCAGCAGCAAGGGCAUACGACCGAGCUGCUAUCAAAUUCCGUGGUCUCGACGCAGAUAUCAACUUCGUCGUGGAUGAUUACAGACAGGACAUGGAUAAGAUGAAGAAUUUAAAUAAAGUGGAGUUCGUGCAAACACUUAGGCGACAGAGUGCGAGUUUUGGAAGAGGAAGUUCCAAAUACAAAGGCUUGACUCUUCAAAAUUGCACACAAUUCAAAAGCCAUCAUGAUCAGAUUCAUCUCUUCCAAAACAGGGGAUGGAAUGCCAUAGUCGAAACCAAUGAGUUGGGAAAAGAAGGAGCCAUGAAGUUUGGUGCCCAUAUUAAAGGAAUUGCUCACAGCGGUCUUGAACUUAGUCUUGGUACUUCAUCAGCAUCCGAAAAUAUAAAUUUAACAUCAAGCGACUACGAUAAAGGUAUCAACCAAUCCACGAUGGGUUUGUCAGGUGAGCAAUCAUCAAUUUAUGUACCGAUGACGAAGACCAUGAACACUUUGAAGACAGUUGCAGCAUCAUCAGGAUUCUACACCCUUUAUUUUUAA
This is a messenger RNA of Eruca vesicaria subsp. sativa (arugula), 1059 nucleotides long. The record is from the annotation of a GenBank genome assembly. Lineage: Eukaryota; Viridiplantae; Streptophyta; Magnoliopsida; Brassicales; Brassicaceae.